Leishmania braziliensis MHOM/BR/75/M2904 is the source of this 2481-nucleotide messenger RNA. RefSeq lists its product as hypothetical. The coding region runs from base 1 to 2481 and encodes 826 amino acids. Lineage: Eukaryota; Euglenozoa; Kinetoplastea; Trypanosomatida; Trypanosomatidae. The transcript has a single exon. The record is from RefSeq and is a predicted model, not a curated record.
AUGCCGGCAGAAGUUGUGCUCAUGAUGGACCUGAUGGGCGUGCUAACGACAUCUCCGUUUCCAGCUGCACGGCGCCUUGCAGAGAACAUGAUGCGGUGCGUCUUCGAACGCGCCAACUCGCACAUCAUCGUGAAGCGCAUUCAGGAGCGGCCUGUACCAUUUUUGGCGAAGAAGUACAGCAACUUCUUCUUUACCGUGAUGAAUUUCACAGAGCGCACGCGUGGAUUGAAAAGCGCCUUCGAGAGGCUGGAGUUGGGUGAGCUGAAUCGGCUGGAGUUCAUCACAGCCUUCAGGGAGGAGAUUCGUUUUAUGCUGCUUGCACUCUCCAAGCACAACCCAGAGGAGCUGGACGCAAUGAAUAUCGCCUUUCCUAGGAAGGUCGAUGCCCUCAAGAAGCGCUUUCCGCUGCUCUGCGACCCUGUUGUGCAGGUGCACAUCCACGAACUGCUGGACGUGGAGGCCUUUCUGUGCACGAUUGAGAAGGUCUCGCCGCGCAAGAACGUGCUGAACCUGCUGCACUACCUGCGCACCAAGAGUCAGCAGGAGAUCCGCCUCUUCGCCAUCGGCAACACAUGGGAGUACGAGGGGCAGUACCGACGUAUGGUGAAGGCAAUGAGGUACUCUGUCACAGACUCCAUCUCCUCCGCCUACCCAGUCAUCUGCCCUGUCAAGUAUGGCGCGAAUCCCGACUCUUACCAGAACAGCUUUCAGGUGACGGGCCUCUUCGAUGGGUACGUGCAGAGCUAUAUUUCUCACAAGCGCAAGCCGUAUCCCGACAUCUUCAUGCAGGCGCUGGAGGAGGUGCGCAUGGGCCGUGUCCCCACCGGCGAGGCGCUCCGCUACGAUAUCCAGCCGAACAUUUUCUACUUCGACGACGUAGAGGCGCACUGCGAGGUGGCUCGCGAACUGCCGGGCAGCCCCUUCACCGAGGUCUUGCGUAUCGAGAAUGGCGCGUGUGACGUGUACAGGAGCAUAGUGCGUUCCUUGAAGACGGUCGCGGAGAAGGACCCGUUUUGGGCUGAGGUGCUGGCCGGGGUAGAGAAGGACAUUGCACCUCUGUUCAGACCAUCAACGACCCCCGACGGCAAGUCGACCUCGUGGGUGACAGAGGAGCUGCACAACUACAACGACAACUUGCUUUUCAUCGGACCGCCACCGAACGAGCUGUGCUCGUCGGUCAACACCUGCGAAAAGGACCGGUACCGCAUGGAUGAGGAGGACCAAGAGCGCAUUCUAUUUUACUGCGCCCAGCACCUGCCGCACCUCUUCCCCCUGAAGAUCCCGGCGCGACCGGAGGCAGACAUGAAGCUGCGCACACAGCCGGGCCUGGCUACGUCGGCCGGCCCCAUCCUCUUCGAGUACGUCGAGGGCAGUCGCUUCUUUGAGUCUUACCGGUUGACGUUGCGCACUGGUAGCUACAUGUUGCGGAUUCAGCCACGCGGCCCGUCACCAUACGGCUCUGUGGACAUCCGUCGCGAGUAUGAGACAAUGGCGCACCUCCACGAAAUGUCACCGGAGCUGCAGAUCCCGACGCCGCUGUUGUACUGCGACUCCUACGCCGUGUGCGGACGUCGCUUCUUUCUCCGCCGAUACCGCGAUGGUGAGAACAUCAUCAAUGUCUCGCAGCUCAUUCAGCCGCGCAUUCGCCGACCCUACUCCCUGCAGCGUGUAUCAAUCAAUGUGGAGCUCCGGCCCAAGCUUUUCUACAAGCAGGCGAUUGCGGUGCUCUCGGCGCUGCACAAUUCGCCUCCGCCGCCCUUUAUGAGGCAGGUCGAGGAGGAGAUGCGGCGCACGAAGCGGCACAAACACCCACUACUAGGCAUGGUGCAGGAGAGUAUUGAGAUGUACAAGCGGGUGCUGUCCAAGAGCGAGACCUCUGGUCGCUUCGAUGUGCAGCUGCGCUCCGCCAUGAUUGAAGAGCUGUCGCGCGCCAUUUUGGCCUGCUUUGACCAGACGCAGCUAUCGCACCAGAUGAUUCCGAUGCCAGACCGUCUCGUCACACUGCACGGCAACUUCAACCUGUCCUCCGUCCUCUUUACGCACCGCUCACUGGAGGGUCGCGCGAAGUACCCGCCACAUCUGAUCGGUAUAGUGCAGUUCAAGUUCACCCGACUCGGCGACCCACUCGUCGAUGUCGCGUCGGCGGCGAUGUUCUGCUUCCUUAAGCAGCCCGAUGGCAUCUACGACACCCCGCACGAAAUAAAGAUUCUCUUUCCGUCCCCAAGCGACCUCUUGGAAAUGUAUUGCAGUGCGCGUGGCUACAUGCUGCACCUCGACCGCCGCUGCCGCUACGACAUCUUCAAGGUGUACCUCGCCAGCCUGUGUCUUCAGCGAGCCACAAUGCUCAUUACCGACAUUGUCUCUGGCACCAUUUCGCCUCAUGGGAAGCGCUACUCGGACUCUCGCAGCAUUGCGCAAGCGGAUCAGCUGGCGAAGCGUGGCCUCGACAUCCUCCGUAGUCGCAUAGCAGCGAAGCUGUAA